AUGCAACUUCCGUUGACACACAAGAAGUUGUGGAAAGGGGUUACGGACCCGGAGGGUGAUGCGGAGAGGACCGAGGAAGCAAAGGCUUUGAUAGGUUUGCACGUCAGGCAACAACACCUAGGGGCAAUCUUAGCAGCUGAGAAUGCCAAGGUAGCUUGGGACGCGCUGGAAAAGACCUACAAGAGCAAGAGUGCGGCUCGAAAGUUGCAACUCCGGCAUGAGAUGAGCACCCUCAAGAUGCAGCUCGGUGAGUCCGUUGCCGGGUAUGUGGGAAGGGCACAGGACCUUUAUCGAGAUUUGCUAGCCGCCGGCUCCGAUAUGAAGCCGGAAGAUCUCUCCUUCAGUGUGCUUGCCGGGUUGUCAAGCCGGUUUGAACAGGUGGUAACAGUGUUAACGACCACCAAGGAGGAGCUAGACAAGGUGGAGGAGCUUCUUCCAACGUUGCAAGUGUUUGAGCAAAGGCAAGGGCUGUUUGGGGAGCAAGACAGCGGGGCCUCGGGCUCGGCAACGGCGGUGGCCUACGCGGCCAAGGGUGCCAACUUUGCCGGUAAGGGCAAGGGUGGCUCGGGAAAGGCUUCCAUGCCUUGCCACAAAUGUGGAAAGUUGGGGCACUUUGCAAGAGAGUGCCGGUCCGGGGCUCGGGAGCCCGAGAAGCCCAAGACGGGGAAGAAGUGCUACACUUGCGGUAGCCCGGACCACUUGAAGAAGGAUUGCCCAAAGAAGGAGGAAACCGGGGGCCGGCAAGGGAUUGCCUUUGUAGCCGGGGAAGGGCCGGAGACCGGAAGGUGGAUUGUCGACUCCGGGGCGAGCCAACACAUGACGGGGAUUAAGAACUC
This is a messenger RNA of Klebsormidium nitens, 836 nucleotides long. The record is from the annotation of a GenBank genome assembly. Lineage: Eukaryota; Viridiplantae; Streptophyta; Klebsormidiophyceae; Klebsormidiales; Klebsormidiaceae.